This is a messenger RNA of Marasmius oreades (fairy-ring Marasmius), 2327 nucleotides long. RefSeq lists its product as uncharacterized. NCBI's taxonomy places the organism in Eukaryota, Fungi, Basidiomycota, Agaricomycetes, Agaricales, Marasmiaceae. Gene Ontology annotation, molecular function: acyltransferase activity. Bases 71 to 1909 code for a protein of 612 amino acids. The transcript is spliced from 7 exons. The record is from RefSeq and is a predicted model, not a curated record.
GGCAUCACCUAAUGGUCUUCCGCACAUAUCGUUCCUCUCCGAUUUUCUCCUUCUAUAAAAUGCGAUAGCGAUGCACAGAUGGACCAUUCUUAAAAUCUCCUCUCAAACUAACUUGAAGAUGCGACCCAUGUUUCACGUACGACGUAACCGUUCAGCGUUUCCCCCAGGCGGGGUCAAUGCACCAGUAUCGAGACCACUUUUACCUCGUCUGCCUGUGCCAGACUUACGGAAAACACUCGAUAAAUAUCUGAAAUCUCUGGAACCUUUUCUGCAGGAGGAAGCUGCUCGUGAAGGGAAACCUUUCAAGGACGCGUUUGCCCUUCGCGUCAAAUGGGCCGACGACUUAUUUUCCGGGAUCGGGAAGGUUUGCCAAGAGCGGCUUGUUGAGCUAGACCGACACUCACCCAGCAAUUGGUUAGAUGACAAUUUUUGGCUCAAAACCUAUUUAGAAUGGAGAGCACCCCUGCUUAUAAACUCGAACUGGUGGCUUGCCCUUCACGACGAUGAUCAAUAUACACCUCCUGCCGUCGUUGGGACGGGCCAUACCGAAUGGCAGAUGCAGCGGGCAGCAUGGUUGGUUCACCGCACACUAGAGUUCAAAGACAAACAAGAAUGUUAUCCAGACGCUACACGUACCGGUAUCUGGUUACAGGAGAAUCUGGCCAAGAUGUUCAAUCUGGCUCGUAUACCCAAACAUAAUUGUGAUAUCCUUUCACCCAUAGCUCCAAUUUCCGAUCCUUCUGCUCAAAGCAUCACCGUUGUCGUAAACGACUGGUUCUACUCGCUACGUGUAUAUGAACCACAGUCGACCACGAAGAAUCCAGUCCUGUGCCGCCCGGAAGUGAUUCUUACCAGGCUCCAUGCUAUCGUCAACGACGCCCGUACCAGACCUGGAACUGCUCCUCCAAUCGGAGUUCUAUCUUCGGAUGAUAGAGACUCCUGGGCCUCGAAUUUGGAUCACCUAUUCUCCCUCUCCCAAAAAAACCGCGAUACUCAUCGUGCGAUAGUCAGUUCUGUCAUGUCUCUCUCUCUGGAUUCUGAGACCUACACAAUCUUGUCAAAUUCCUUGAGCACGCUGCCUCCUCCUUCCAGGACAACUCAGCAAGGUUUAGACUCACACCUCCACUUCAUCCGCUCAGUACCCUCCAACGUCUCCAAUCGUUUCUUUGACAAACCUUAUACCUUGAUCGUUGAUCCCUCUGGCCGAGCAGGUAUAAUGGGGGAACAUUCUUUUUGUGACGCUUUGAUACCAAGUAUGGUCGCUGAAUUCUCCAUCGUCCAAGGUGUUGAUCAGGAUUUUAUAUCAAGUCAGUCACAAAGCCAACCGUUAUCGGUUUCAGGAUGGGCACGACUAGAUUGGGAAAUCGAUUUUGAAAUUUCAUCAGCCUGCGAGAAAGCUCGCACGAAUGCCGUGAAGCUGAUUGAAAACUCGGAUAAUAGUGUGUUGUGGUUUGAGCACUACGGUUCCGAUUGGAUCAAAGGUCAAGCGGAACUAAGCCCAGACGCCUAUGUCCAAAUUGCACUCCAGCUCGCUUGGUAUCGGACUCGCGGUACCUUCACUGCAACGUAUGAAACAGCAUUGACCAGAAUGUUUGACAAAGGUCGGACAGAAACGAUAAGAACGCUUUCAACCGAUAGCCGAGCUUUCGUUUUAGCGAUGGACGAUUCCCUUGUCAAUACAGAAUCGAAAUACGUUCUCUUAAAACGCGCGAUCCAGACGCAUACUAGGUUGACGCGGGAGGCAGCUACAGGACGAGGGAUUGAUCGCCACUUGCUCGGACUACAGAACAUGUUGCGAGGAGGUGAACGUGCGGAACUGUUCGACGAUGUGUUAUUCAGUCGUAGCCAGGAAUGGCGUUUAAGUACAAGUGGACUGAGUGCUGGCCAUUUCUUUCGUGGGACUGGGUAAUGAGUCUCCCUUUUCGGGGACUUGCAACUGCUAACGAUCUAUCUAUUUUAGAUUUGGCGCUGCUUAUGAGGAUGGUUAUGGUAUCAAUUGUGAGUCGCUCACUCGAUUUCACCCGAUCACAUCACAACUUUUAACUUGCUUCGAUUUCGUACAAGACCUUGUUGCACCUGAGAUGGUCAAGUUCGGUAUCGAGUCCAAAAACUCCAGUCCUUAUACAUCUACGGAAAGAUUCAAGAUUGCAAUAUUCAGAGCUAUGACAGACAUACAAUCAAUAUGCUCGGCGAAUCUCAAGCCAUCUAGCAAGCUAUAGCAUACUUACAUGAUAGUGUAAUGAACGGUGGUUCAAAUAACAGCACAUAGUAAAUGUUCAAUACUCCCCACUAGUCACCUGCACAAGAGAUUAAAAAGACUUGGGCAC